Molecule: messenger RNA, 2840 nt
Organism: Myotis myotis
Lineage: Eukaryota; Metazoa; Chordata; Mammalia; Chiroptera; Vespertilionidae
Gene: ERI1
Product: exoribonuclease 1
Exons: 8
Coding region: 671-1441 (256 amino acids)
Biological process (GO): exonucleolytic trimming to generate mature 3'-end of 5.8S rRNA from tricistronic rRNA transcript (SSU-rRNA, 5.8S rRNA, LSU-rRNA)
Cellular component (GO): cytoplasm; nucleolus
Molecular function (GO): 3'-5'-RNA exonuclease activity; nucleic acid binding
Source: RefSeq, a predicted model, not a curated record
UUGAGUGCCUCCUGGAGUGAAUGCUCUACUGGCAAGAGGCUUCCUGGCUAGUGCUGCUUCCAUCCCGCAGCUAAUUCUGCAAGUGGCAGCUGGAAUGAUCUUUUUAAAUAACCCAUCGGACCGGGUUGCUCCCCUCCUUCGUCUUCAGUUUGUGGCCCCGCAGGCGUGGUUCCUGUGUCCAUAGUAACUGCUUCCGCGCACUGUUCUGACCUUUUGCUCCCAGGCGCCUGGCCGCCUGGCCUUUAAGGGUUGCCUAUGCCCCCGCAUGCUCUUCCUGGGGGUUUUGCACAGUUACCUCGUUCUCCUUUACCUGUCACUUUGAAGAAGGCCUUCCAGGGGCCUUCUCUCUAGAGACCCAGUCUUCUUUCACCUCAUUUCCCUCUUCAGUCUGUGGCACUGCCAACAACUUCAUCAUAAAAAGCAACGAUGUAGGUAUGAUGGCCAAGAAACAAAAGGAUCUAAGUUCAUUACCUCCCAUUCAAGUGAUUUCAGUGACCCAGUUUACAAAGAGAUUGCUAUUACAAAUGGUUGCAUUAAUAGAAUGAGUAAGGAAGAACUCAGAGCUAAACUUUCAGAAUUCAAGCUUGAAACCAGGUGGUGUAUGCUGGCAAGGCUUACGGUUCGAAGUGCUAGAAUAUAUUGAAGAAAAAAUGCUCUUACAUACUACAAAAUGAAAAGAGGAGUAAAGGAUGUACUAAAGAAGAGGCUGAAAAACUAUUAUAAGAAGCAGAAGCUGAUGUUGAAAGAGGACAAUUGUGCUGACAGUUACUACGACUACAUUUGUAUUAUUGACUUUGAAGCUACUUGUGAAGAGGGUAACCCACCCGAGUUCAUACAUGAAAUAAUUGAAUUUCCUGUUGUUUUACUGAAUACUGGUACCUUAGAAAUAGAAGAUACGUUUCAGCAGUAUGUGAGACCAGAGGUUAACACCCAGCUUUCUGAUUUCUGCAUCAAUUUAACUGGAAUUACUCAGGACCAGGUAGACAAAGCUGAUACCUUCCCUCAGGUACUGAAAAAAGUAAUUGACUGGAUGAAAUUGAAGGAAUUAGGAACAAAGUAUAAGUAUUGUAUAUUAACAGAUGGUUCGUGGGAUAUGAGUAAAUUCCUGAACAUUCAGUGCCGGCUCAGCAGGCUGAAAUAUCCUCCUUUUGCUAAAAAGUGGAUCAAUAUUCGAAAGUCAUAUGGAAAUUUUUACAAGGUUCCUAGAGGCCAAACCAAACUGACAAUAAUGCUUGAAAAACUGGGAAUGGAUUAUGAUGGGCGGCCACACAGUGGCCUUGAUGACUCCAAGAAUAUUGCCCGAAUAGCAAUUCGAAUGCUUCAGGAUGGAUGCGAACUCCGAAUUAAUGAAAAAAUGCAUGCAGGACAGUUAAUGAGUGUGUCUUCCUCAUUACCAAUAGAGGGCGCUCCACCUCCACAAAUGCCACAUUCUAGAAAAUAACAGCUUUUUUGCCUUUUGCCCAUGGAUCAUUCACUAUAACUGGAGUUGCUACAAAGGGAUAGCAGAUGAAUACUUAUUGAACUAGUCUUGCAGUGCAAAAUUUAAGCACCUUAGAUAAAAAAUCUUAUUUACAGUUAUAGAUACAUAUACGUGAACAGAUUCUGUGGAGAGGGCAUAUUGAAUUAUUUGUCACCAGCACUUUUAUAUGAGCAGUAAUUGUUACACAGUAACAGUUCCUUUAGAACUGAAUUUUAUAGUUUAAGGUGUCUAAGAUGUGUUUCUUUUGGUUUUAAAUGCAAAGGUUUAUUGAGUUUCCCUUUGUCAUCUCUUACUGAGUUAAAAUAUAUAAUGUAUUUCUACAUUAACAUCAUUAGAUCAAAUUAUUUCUUAAUUGCAGAAAAGAUUGGAAGGUGGACCUUAUAUAGCUUUUGGUUUCUAAUAAUAUAGUCCUAUUGAUUUUUGAAGUUUAUGUGUGAAGUUCAACUGUUUGUGGUGAAUUUCAUAAAGUACGUGGUACACAUACUUGUCUGUGUUUGUUUUCAAUUUAUAAUUGUAAGACUUGUGAUAGAUUAUAGGGUCUGGUUAAAAAUUUAGCACUGAUGACAAUGGCAAGUCAGAAGAAAAUACCAUUUAAAGGAACAUCAGGGCUAUACUUCAGACUUUAUAAUACACAGAUAAAUCAGUGGGAUUUGGUGACUUGGCUUUUUGAUUCCCCUCCUGCUCAUGACAUAUAUCUGCCCUAAUUCUUAAAUCUAAGAGACCAUGCUUUGAAGUAGACUUAAAACUAAGGGUCAUAAUUUUUUAUUUGUAUUUAACAUUGUGAGUGAGGUUAAUAAAGUCAAGUAAUGCUUUCUACCAUGUUUUAUGUUUUUAUUAAAAACUGAUUUUACAUAGUGACCACUAAAUGUUGAAUAGUUAAUUUUUAACUAGUUGUAAAAACAAAAAUGUGUUCACAGAGUUGAGAAAGGAAAACUCUUUUUAUUUAGAAGCUAAAAGUACGUAUUUUCAGACUUGCAUUUUCUCCUAUAGCUUUCAUGAAUAAUUUCAUCGGCAUUUUUUUCCAUGGAGCAUUUUCAUUGACAUUGCUUUUUUCUUUUUUAAUAAUUGUGAUGAUACUUUAUUUUAAUGAUUUAUGUGUUAUAAUCAAAUGAAUUUUAUAGAGGUUUUUCAACCGUGAUGGAUAGGAUAAAAGGUAUUUUUCUUGGUAUGAAAAUAUACACAGUGCUGUAGGUUCCUACUUAAAAGAAUGAAUUUCUGCCCUUGGGUAGUAGUUGUAGAAUCAGCAUAAUAGAGAAUAACAGGUGGACAAUAGAAGGCACCGGGGUAUAUGAUGCCCUUAGACAAAUUGAUGUGGAGUAUAGUGAAACAUCUAGAAAUUUUAGGUUUUUACAGUAAACUC